Phyllotreta striolata is the source of this 1266-nucleotide messenger RNA. Lineage: Eukaryota; Metazoa; Arthropoda; Insecta; Coleoptera; Chrysomelidae. The record is from the annotation of a GenBank genome assembly.
AUCGUCGGUUAUUCAGUUCAAUAGGUAUAGAAGAGAAAGUUAAUGAUGUUGAUAAUAAUAAUUGUGAAUUAUUCCUUUUGCUGUAGUUAGGUUUGAAAUAAUUGCAAUUACCUGUGGGUUAAUUAAGCAUCAGGAUGACCGUGAAUCAGAUAGCAGCCGGUACGACGGUGUGCGCAGGCGUGGCCGUCCUGGCCUACUUCGGCAUGCAGAUCUACCAGAAGAAGAAGCGCGACAUAAUGCCCUGGAAGUGGGAGGAGAUCGGCACGUUGGGCCAGAUGUUCUUCUACCCGCUGAAGAGCGGCCACCGGAUCGAGCUAGAGCGCGCCGAUUGCACGGUCUUCGGCCUGCGGCAGACCGACGGCGAUCAGAAAAUCCUGCGGCUGAUGGACAGGUGCUUGGUGGUCUACUCCGACAAGGACUACGAAUUCAGGACGGCCAGGACCUAUCCGCAAUUGCUCUCCAUCGACGUGGCGGUGCACGAUGAGAAGCACGUGGCUGUAGAUGCGCCUACUAUGAGGACGUUGUACGUCAAAAUACCUAACAGCGAAACGAGCGAAGAGUUUAAAGUCAAAUUGCACAAAGGCGAGCAAGUGCACGCGAUGGAUUGCGGCGACGAGGCAGCUUUGUGGUUCUCCAGGUACAUCCUUGAAAAGGACUCUGGGCUACGAUUGGCCUACCACGAUGCAAACCCCAAGCACAGACGGGACGUCUCAAGCGUGAAAAACACCUUACUGGAUUACUACAAAAACUACACCAAAUUCUCAACCGGAUUAUACUCGGAUCAAGUGAGCCUGAACGUCAUCAACCAGGCGUCGGUGAAGGACCUGCAGCAAAGGAUCAGCACCAACUCUAUAACAGUCAAUAACUUCAGACCUAACCUGGUGAUCGACGGGCCCGGAUUGAAACCCUACGACGAAGACGACUGGGAAUGGGUGAAAAUCGGCGACGUGGUCUUGAGGACGGUGAAGGACUGCACCAGGUGCAUGAUGACCACCAUCGAUCCCACGACGACCUCCAGGAACCUCAACAGGGAGCCGCUGAAGACCUUGGAAUCGUAUCGUAUCAGCAACGGACCGGAUCCACUGCCCGUGAUGGGCCUCCAAAUGGAGGUGAGAAGAAUCGGACAGCUGAACGUCGGCGAGAAGGUCUUCGUCGCUAGGAAACAGUGAUUGUAAAUACGCUCAAAUAGUUUACUCAUGAAAUGAUGUAAUUGUUGUAAAUAUUGUAAAAUACUGUUAAAAAAUAAAGUACCAGAUUAUAACUUUU